AUGGAUUCGGAAACACUCAGACACAAGAUCUCCGACCUCAUCGCUAGGUCACAGCCGUACAUUGAGCAAGCGAAUGCCCAUGUCCAGCCCUAUGUGGAACAAGCCAACGACCAUUUUCAGAAAUCCAAACACCAUUGCUCUUCGAUCUUGAAAUCGGCUCAGUCAGAGUUGCACACUUUGUCACAAAAGCCCCAUUUCCAAGAAGUCCUCUAUGGCCUGACCUUGUUCGUGUUCCUCGCCUUUGCAAUCAGCCGUUUUGUCUCUUCCCGCCGCUCUCGGUACCCUACCAGUUCUUCAUCUCGCCCGUCAACCCCGCCGACACCACUCCUCGAAAAGGCCACUCAUACCAAGGGGCCCAAUGCCGCCCAGGCCCGGAAACCAGGGACGUGGAUUCCGUCCGACUUUCAACGGCCCAAACCGCGAGCGUACGAAAACUGGUCCAUCGAGCACACAAAACCUCUGCCUUACCGGCCGUUUCGCUACGGACCCAAGUACUUCGUGACCAUGGGUCUCCGUAACGUGAAAUGGGACAACUGGAUCGAGCUGGAUAACCACUUCCCGCGCUUCCACGCGGACAAGGCGCGUCGAAUCAAGGAACGCGGGCACAAGUGCUGCAGGACGGCGCCCGAGGCGUACCCCGCGGCGCUGGAACUCCUGGAGGAAUUCCGCUCGUACCUGCCGGACCGCUACCCGACGCUGUACCAGCGGACGGAGAAGGGGAUCAAGAACCUGUGGUCGGGCGAGGAACUGGACACGACGUCGCGGCCGCUGCCGGAGGACCCGAUGCAGACGGCGGCACGCAUGGUGCAGGACGACCUGGCGAUCAUGCUCGAGGGCGAGGACGGGCAGUACUACCUGCUCGCGGGGGCGGUGCUUCUAGCAGGCUUCUGGCGGCUGGAGGACAAGUACCGGAUGCCGCUGUCGGAGAUCCACACGAGCGGGGACGUGCCGCAGUUCAAGGAGAAGCUGGAGAAGGGGAUGAUGAACUUCUUCCGGCGACUCAAGCCCGAGGAGCUGGUCGCGCGCAACAACUACUUCCUGCAGGUCGACGACGACCUGGCCUGGUCGUACUCGAUCGGCAGCGAGGACAGCCCCUCGAUCAGCUGGAACACGGCCGAGAAGAACCGCGCCGUCGAGCACCACUACUUCCGCUCCGAGCGGCAGACCCUGCGCCGCCUCCCGCGCUCCGGCGGCGUCGUCUUCACCAUCCGCACCUACUUCCACCCGAUCACCGAGAUCGCCGAGGAGGACUACGUGCCCGGUCGCCUGGCCAGCGCCGUCCGCAGCUGGGGCGACGACGUCUCCCGCUACAAGGGCAAGGAAAAGUACGAGGCCGUCCUGCUCGAGUUCCUCGACAGGAAGCACCAGGAGCAGUUGGACCGAGGGCUCAAGCUGGACGAGGAGGACGAGAGGAGGAGUUAUCCAUGGUGA
Messenger RNA from Fonsecaea pedrosoi CBS 271.37, 1431 nucleotides. RefSeq lists its product as uncharacterized. The transcript has a single exon. Bases 1 to 1431 code for a protein of 476 amino acids. The record is from RefSeq and is a predicted model, not a curated record. Lineage: Eukaryota; Fungi; Ascomycota; Eurotiomycetes; Chaetothyriales; Herpotrichiellaceae.